UUGUUUCCUUUAUUUCAUCAAAUUUUAACAACUGUUUUUAUUAACUUAUCUUCACUUUUAUUUUACAUUAUCUUAUUAACGUAUCUUUUCUUUUAAUUUUUGACUUUCAAGUUUUGAAGAAACAGUUUAAUGAGAAAAAUGUCGUUUAACUCAACGGAAAAAGUCAUCGAAAUAGAAUAUAUAUCAGUUGAAAUCAUUGUGAUGGCAUUAUUUUCAGUUAUCUUUGCAUUAGGUACCGUUGGUAAUGUUUUUGUUUUCUAUUAUUUUGGAAAGAAAAAAAAAGUAUCUGUUAUAAGUGAGACUAGUAAAGUCCCAGAAUUUUUGUUUUGCGUCCUGGCUGUUGUAGACUUUUUAGCUUCUGUUUUCAACCCAGUUUUGUAUAUAUAUUGGAUAUUAACACAUUAUAAAUGGCACUUUGGUUACUGGGCGUGUAAACUGAUUGUUCCAAUUGGAACGAUUGCUACAACCAUGUCUAUUGGAAUAUACGUCAUAAUAUCGUUCGAUCGCCAACGUACUAUUGUUCACCCAUUUAAAAGACCAAUCAAGUUUGUCUAUAUUAAACUUAGUGUGUUAUUGAAUCUACUAUACGCCUUAGUAAUGAACGCACACUAUGCAUUGAAUCUAACUUGGGAUGGUAGAACAAGGAGUUGCAUUGUGCCUAACGCAGCAAACAAAGCUUAUAGUAUACCCAGUAUCUUUUACUUUUUUAUAAACAUUUGUAUUCUUUUGGUUGUCGUUAACUUUAUUAACUAUCGUAUAUUUUCUCAAAUAAUUAAACAUAGUCCAACAAGCACCGUUUUGAGUAAUGCAGCAAAACACAAGAAAGAACAUCACAGAACUAUCCGCUUAUUGAUUGCGUUGACUUCAGUCUUUUAUUUUCUUACGUUACCUCGCGACAUUCUUCACUUUGUUUUUUUAGCAAGCUGGAUUUUUGGCAAAGGUUUACCUGUAUCAAAAUCGAUAAUGACAUUAAACUCAUUUCUAAAAGUUUUAAACGUUGCACACUCUUGCGUAAAUCCAAUAAUAUAUUAUUGGAUGCAUACAGGUUUCAAAAAAUUUAUUAAACGAAGCUUUGGUGUUAAAAGUAAUUCUCUGAUUAGAAGAUCAAAUAGUGAAUUAGAUGAAACUCAAGAACUUUCGGAAUCAAACGAUCGAUUUCUGUAAUAUUAGUUCAUAUUUAACGUUCAUAUUUACUUUGUGUAACAUGUUACCCGUAGUCGUGCCAUUGUUAUAUAUAAUUAGACAAAAUAUUAGAAGGAAACCAUUCUGAGAAAACCUUUAACAAAAACCCUAAACUAUUUUUAUGAAGAGUUGUAUAAUUAGAGACUAAUAUUUAUUUGUCUUUAUACUUUUAACUUUUAAGUUAGGCGUGGGUUUUUGCUCAUGUAACAGAAUGUAUUCGUCCAACUAUCGAUCCCAUAAUCAUUUGCGUUACAAAAAAUAAUUUUGUUUACAGGCACGCAACCCUACGUUAUUGCAUCAAAAACAACAGUUUAUAAUCAAAAUAAAAUUUUUUAAAUGUAUUCUUAUAAAGUUUAUGUAAAAUAAUCUACUUAACAAUAAUAACUUACCAUGGUUGUUAUAAUAAUUAUUAUAGUUUA
Messenger RNA from Hydra vulgaris (swiftwater hydra), 1601 nucleotides. RefSeq names its product tachykinin-like peptides receptor 86C. The record is from RefSeq and is a predicted model, not a curated record. Gene Ontology annotation, molecular function: G protein-coupled receptor activity. NCBI's taxonomy places the organism in Eukaryota, Metazoa, Cnidaria, Hydrozoa, Anthoathecata, Hydridae. Gene Ontology annotation, biological process: G protein-coupled receptor signaling pathway. Gene Ontology annotation, cellular component: plasma membrane.